AAUUAAGCGUAUGACACCAUGCAUGUAGGAGGGGAAAUCCUGUUUUUCUCAGAGCAACACUUCUAAAGGAGAGGAAAUCCUGUUUCGUAACGGCCCACUUCAAUGACACAGAACAGAAGACACUUAAAAUUCCUAGUUUGUUACAAACUAAUAUCGGUGUGCGUGUGUGAAGAAAUGGGGAUUGUAAAGACGGUACACAUGUUUUAAAGACGAUGGCCUGCAAAUGUAUUCGCCAUAGAUUCAAUUGGUUGUGAUGAAGGUGAAGGGCGGCCAUAUCAUCUGGUUCAACCUAGCUGUAUUGUACGGCACUGUCAAUGUGUCCCCUCUUCCUUACUGCAAAGAUCAAUGGAGGAAUAACCCGUCUGAAAAUGUGUCUACUACUGGACCCUGCAAAAUUGAAGAGAAACUUGGUUCAGCAGUAGACAUGUAUUGUGAUGUUGAUUCUUCAAAAUUUAGCUCUAUUUCCUGGUUUCACGAAUUCCGAGGUAAUUGGGUUCCAAUCGUAACGGAAAAUAAUCCAAAAUGGAGACCGACUGUCUAUCUGGCUAAGGGAAACAAAAAAUUGACUCUCCUCAGCACUUACAUUGAUAAUGUUAAUGGUGAGGAGCUUGAUGCUGACUCCCUGUACAAUAAAAACACUAAUGGCCUCUACAGGUGCAAGGCAGUAGCGGAAACUGAACAUGAUUUACAUGAAACGCGCACCAUUGAAUUGGAGCUAUAUGAAUGUGCUCGAAGGCAAAAUGUGUUUGUGCAUCUUACGUUGAACAAGGUGCUUACAGACUUGGGUAGGAAUGUAACAAGUUCGUGUGUGGCAGACUAUGGCUGCUACAGUGUUAAACCGUACUCUGCUGACUGGUAUCUGCAACGGGGACCCAACUACACAAAAGUAUCAGAUCUGAAGGGCGGCAGAUACCAUGUGACCUCAAAUGUCAGCAAUGCUGGAAGGCACAUUGUGACAACACUGACGAUCGAUGACAUACAGAAAGUUGACUUUGGCGACAGCUUUGUGUGCAUUGUGCUAAAUUCCUCAAACACCGCUAUAAACCAUCUACAUAUCAAAAGAGUUGAUGUGGUGAACAAACGCUCCCCCUUCCCAGUGAGACGAGUACUGAUUCCUGUAGGCGUGCUGGCAUUCGUCGUUAUUCUGGUCUUCUGCCUAUUGUUUAUAAGUAGAAAUGGCAAAGUCAGGCUGUACAUUAGGUCACGCUAUUAUGAUGCCAAGCCACAAAACACAAACAAAGUCUUCAUUUUCUAUGAUGAAGAGGAGAAAGUAAAUGAAGAUGGUCUUUCUAUGGAUUAUGUGCUAGCAGAGGAAAUAAGUACAAAGUUAGGAGAUAAUUAUGAAGUCACAACAUCAGCCACCCAGUGUCAGCCUGGACAAGGUAAACUGCAAAGUGGGAAUCCAUUUGAAGGUUGCAGUACCAGCUUCAUCAUUCUGCCUGAUUUGAUGGAUACAGUAAAAUUCAAAGAAAUGGACUCGUGUGUAUCCCGUUUGUACAACAGUAACGCGAUUUCUUUGCGAUAUCUUACGGUCAUUGACAGAAGUGAAGAAAACAUGAAGGAGGCUCCAGAAGGAUUGAACAAUACAUUUUUGCUUUCAAAGUCAUUGUUGCAUGUUACACGACCAGCAAAACAUGAUACAGAAAGGCAGAGAUUGUUAUUCUAUGAAACAUUAAAGAAAAGAACUGCACCUCUACCUCAAAAUCAGGAAGCUCAAGGAAACAAUGUAUGUUCAGUAAGUCGACUUUGUUUUUGUAUCAGAGGCAAAAACCAUGUUCAUUACGCACAGGCUCAUGUUAAUCUAAUUGAUGCUGAAGUGUAAUUGCAACAACAAAUGAUCUUUAAGCUAAGUCACUUCAGUAUUUGAUUAACUUCCUCGCAAAUAUUCAAAAACAAAAAAAUUGCUGUAGAUACUGUUUCCCUAUUUUUUUACACCCAUUCAGAUUUUGACAGGACAUAUUACGGUAUGGGGAGCGGCCAUCUAUCCACACUUUGGUUUCCACAAUAUGACUUACUAAAAUAUCGUUCAAUUUUGAUAAAACUUGGUAUGAAUGUACAUCACAUAAAGAAUGGGGCUAACUUCAAACUUGAGCAAAAUAUUUUCAUAAUUAAUCAGCGUACUGUGCUCUGAUUUGUCAAUUUCCAAACUUUAAAUUCUGCAAGUUGACUUGCUUAAAUAUUGUUCGAUUUUGAUGAAACUUUAUAUGAAUGUCCAUUAUCCAAAACUUGAGGCUAGUUCAAAAUGGAGAAAAAAAUUGCAUAGUAUAUUUGCUCUGAUUGGCUGACGGUUUAUGCAAAAUAACUUUGUCAAAUAUGAUUAGAUUUUGAGGAAACUCGGUCAAUAUUUAUAUUAUGCAAUGGCAAAGACUAUAAGUUACUGCUAUCCGAUUGGUCGAUGAUUUUUUUCACAAUAACUUAGUCAGAUUUAACAGGUUUCUGAUGAGACUUAGUCAAUAGGUACAAUUUAUCUUGUAGCGAAAACUGCAAGUUAUAAAUACCCAAUAGAAACUUCUUAGGUCUAAUGUUGUUAGAUGAAUGGGUUAUUGGUAAAAGGGUACAAUUUCAAUUUCUAUUUCCAUGGUUUGAAAUAUACACAAAGGGAGGCAAUUGCAAAUCCGUUUUUAGUGUAAAGAUCAUGAGUCAUAAAGGAUUUAUGAAAUAUAAAAAAAAUCCUUCAGCUUAAGUUGGAUAAAUAUGUUUUCUCCUUUCACCACAUUUCAGGAAUAGUUCUCAGCUUUACUGAGUAAUACAGUACAAAUGUGGUUUCUUGUGAUUUUUUAUUUGUUUUUGUAAUAUAUUGAAAAAAAUCAAAAAUGUUUCUUAUCCUGACAUUUCCUUAUUGUCAUGCAUUUUGAUACAAUAAUGUAUCAAAAGGAUUUUAAGUGUCAGAUUGUCAUUGGACAGAAGUACAUCAUUCCGCCCUGCGAUUCUCUUGGGCAAAUUUUGACCAAAAAUGUGACUAGAUAAUAAGAUGAUAUUAAAAAAUAGCAUGGCUUGCUCGAACUGAAAUGUAUCUUGAUUUUAAGAUGGUGUUAAGAAUAAGGAAUCUAUAUUUUCGAAAUUUCUUUAAUAAUGUGAUGUAUUCAUAAAUUGAAUGUUUUAACAUAUGUUUUUUUUAUUUUAGUAUCAUUUAAUAAAAGCUACUCUUGACUGGGGAGAUGGUUUUAGAAUAUAUUGAAAAAAUUUUAAAUGUUUGACAUUGCGCCUCAAAGUAAAAGCUCAUCAAAAAUGAUGAUUAUGAAUUAAGUCUACAGUGCAAAUUAAGUAAUCAAUUAACACACAUCAAAGCUAAACACCUACAGGGGAUUCUCGCGUUGUUUAUAUAAUUGGCAAUAUUGAACACAGUAUUUUGGACAUUUUAUGAAUUAAAUAUUCUGUAAUCGAUAUUUUUAGGUCACCUGAGACAAAGUCUCAAGUGACCUAUUGCGAU
Mizuhopecten yessoensis (Yesso scallop) is the source of this 3430-nucleotide messenger RNA. RefSeq lists its product as uncharacterized. The transcript has 8 exons. NCBI's taxonomy places the organism in Eukaryota, Metazoa, Mollusca, Bivalvia, Pectinida, Pectinidae. The record is from RefSeq and is a predicted model, not a curated record. Bases 254 to 1822 code for a protein of 522 amino acids.